Cucurbita maxima (winter squash) is the source of this 1249-nucleotide messenger RNA. RefSeq lists its product as uncharacterized. The transcript is spliced from 7 exons. The record is from RefSeq and is a predicted model, not a curated record. Bases 65 to 1249 code for a protein of 394 amino acids. Gene Ontology annotation, molecular function: ATP binding; kinase activity. Lineage: Eukaryota; Viridiplantae; Streptophyta; Magnoliopsida; Cucurbitales; Cucurbitaceae.
CAAUCAGAGAUCCUCAUCUUCUACCUCCGAUCUCUCUGGUUUUUUUUUUAUAAAAAAUUUCAUCAUGAAGCAUGAAGAUGGCGGCUUCGGGAAGGUCAUUCCAUCGUCGCACCAUCUAAGCCCUUCCUUCGUUGGAGGCAUCGCCGCUAUCGGGAAAAGCCAUUUCCGGCGGACUUCGAAGGCUGUAAUCAACAAUCACAAGUUGAUUCCGCUUCUACAUAUAACGGAGUCCGGCCGCGUUGGUUUCUUGGAGAGAUUUUCGCAUUAUGUUGCGAGGCAGUUAGGGCUUUCAGAUGCAGAUGAGUAUCCUCAACUCUGCAAGCUAGCGAACAAUUAUUUGAGGAAGACGAAAGGAUGCGUGGAAGAAAUUUAUGCAUAUUUCGCGAGUGAAUCCGAGGCGGAAUCCCUGUAUCUGAAGUUAAUGGAUGAGUUUGAUCAAUGCAUCUCGAGUUAUUUCGCAUUCCAUUGGAGCCAAGCUCCCUUGAUGAUCAGUCAGGUUUUGAGUGUCGACUCCGAGCGCAAGAAGCUGAAAGAUCUUGUGGUGGCAGCGACUAGGAAGGAGAGGUUCGAUAGGGUGUGUAAGGAUCUGAAAGUGACAAGGGUAUUCUCUACUUUGGUGGAGGAAAUGAAGAAGAUAGGUUGUGCUCCAUCUAAGGGUGAGUCGAAAUUCUCCCACACGAUACCGCCAUCGUCUCGAAAAGAUAGGAGGCCUGUGCUUCUUCUUAUGGGUGGUGGCAUGGGCGCUGGCAAGAGUACUGUCCUCAAAGACAUUUGCAAAGAGCCCUUCUGGUUGGAAGCAGAAACAAAUAGAGUGAUGGUAGAGGCAGAUGCCUUCAAAGAGACUGAUGUUAUCUACCAAGCCAUCAGCUCAAUGGGCUAUCACGACGACAUGCUUCAAACUGCCGAAUUGGUACACCAGCCAUCUACCGAUGCUGCAUCAUCGUUGCUGGUCACAGCAUUAAACGAGGGACGGGAUGUGAUCUUGGAUGGCACACUGUCUUGGGAGCCAUACGUUAUGCAGACGAUUGAAAUGGCUCAAAACAUUCACAAGCGUCGAUAUCGAAUGGGAGUUGGGUACAAGGUAGAGAAUGGAAAAGUGACAGAGAAUUACUGGGAGGCUAUGAGUGAAGAAGAAGAGAAGGAAUUGAGGAAGGAGCAUGGAGAAAUGCAAAAUAGAAUGGCUUAUAGAAUAGAGUUGGUUGGAGUUGUUUGUGAUGCUCAUCUAGCUGUUGUUAGAGGAAUAAGGUAA